Molecule: messenger RNA, 4822 nt
Organism: Onychostoma macrolepis
Lineage: Eukaryota; Metazoa; Chordata; Actinopteri; Cypriniformes; Cyprinidae
Gene: slc7a1a
Product: solute carrier family 7 member 1a
Exons: 12
Coding region: 449-2401 (650 amino acids)
Biological process (GO): transmembrane transport; amino acid transport
Cellular component (GO): plasma membrane
Molecular function (GO): amino acid transmembrane transporter activity
Source: RefSeq, a predicted model, not a curated record
AGAAAAAAAAAAAAAACACGGACACAUUUUACUGAUCCUGUCUUGUGCACAGCUUUAAACCUGAACUCUGGUUGUCUUUUCUCGGUCACACUGCUAAUCUCAUUUUAAUGAACUUCCGGUGUUUAGAUGUGAGAAAUUUGGCUAAAGCUUGCUGCUGUUUCAGCAACAGGUUUGUUCCAGUCAGGCCCUCAUGCCACGCUUGCGUGAUUUAAAUGACAACAGUUAAAGGUGCAGUACUGCUCGAGUGACUCCGCUAACCUGCUUCCACGUUUCUGAGAUUCAAGACAUCCGAUAGCCCCUAAAGCACCCUGGGAGAGAAAGAAAAGGUAAACAACACAUCAUUGACAACAUUGUGAAUCCUCUGCGUUGGUGGGUGAAGCAGAAACAUUGUGAGAGGAGAAACUUUGAAAAACGAGUCACAAAAAGAAGCUGUCGUCAAAUCUAAUCAAUGAUGGUUUUGAAAAAGCUUCUGCGUUUCGGGAAACAGCUGCUGAGGGUGAAGGUUGUCAACUGCAACUCGGAGGAAUCGCGACUCUCCCGAUGUCUGAACACCUUCGACCUUGUGGCUCUUGGUGUGGGCAGCACCCUGGGAGCUGGGGUGUAUGUCCUCGCUGGAGCGGUGGCCCGGGAAAACGCCGGACCGGCCAUCGUGCUGUCGUUCCUCAUUGCAGCCCUGGCUUCAGUGCUCGCGGGCCUCUGUUAUGCAGAGUUUGGGGCGAGAGUGCCAAAAACGGGCUCAGCGUACCUUUACAGCUAUGUGACUGUAGGGGAACUAUGGGCCUUUAUAACUGGCUGGAACCUUAUACUUUCAUACGUUAUAGGUACAUCAAGUGUUGCCAGAGCUUGGAGUGCCACAUUUGAUGAGCUGAUUGGAAAAAAAAUCGAGCAUUUUUGUCGACAGUACAUGUAUAUGAAUGCUCCGGGCAUUUUGGCAGAGUACCCAGAUAUGUUUUCCGUAUUCAUCAUCCUCACUCUCACAGGCCUUCUGGCCUUCGGGGUGAAGGAGUCAGCCAUGGUCAACAAAGUGUUCACCUGCAUCAACAUCCUGGUGCUGUUGUUCAUGGUUGUAUCUGGACUGGUCAAAGGUACACUGAAGAACUGGCACCUGGACCCUGAUGAGAUUCUUAACAGAACCAAUUCCACCGUUAAUGCCACACAGCCCCUGCCAACAGAAGAGAUUCUCGGUGAAGGUGGGUUCAUGCCUUUCGGCUUCACAGGGGUCUUAUCAGGGGCCGCUACCUGCUUUUACGCCUUCGUUGGGUUCGACUGUAUCGCAACUACAGGUGAGGAGGUGAAGAACCCCCAGAGAGCCAUUCCCAUUGGCAUCGUCUCCUCCCUCCUUAUCUGCUUUGUAGCGUACUUUGGUGUAUCGGCCGCCCUCACCAUGAUGAUGCCGUAUUACAUGCUGGAUAAGAACAGCCCUCUUCCCGUGGCCUUUAAGUAUGUCGGCUGGGAAGGAGCCACAUACGCUGUGGCAGUCGGCUCCCUCUGCGCCCUGUCCACCAGCCUGCUUGGCGCCAUGUUCCCCAUGCCCCGUGUCAUCUGGGCCAUGGCUGACGAUGGCCUGCUCUUCAAAUUCAUGACCGGGAUCAACGAGAGAACAAAAACUCCCAUACACGCCACUAUAACAGCAGGCUUUGUCGCAGCUAUCAUGGCUUUCCUGUUUGACCUGAAGGACCUGGUUGAUCUGAUGUCUAUAGGAACUCUUUUGGCUUACACGCUGGUCGCUGCCUGUGUUCUAGUACUCAGGUACCAGCCCGAGCAGUUUUCUCAAACAUAUCACAUAGCCAACACACAGGAAGAGAUGGAAAUGAGUGAGACCAUAAGUACGCCCAGCAUGGGGAUUCUUCCUGGCUUAGAAGAGCGGUUCAGCUUCAAAACGCUGAUCUUCCCCGACAUCACUGAACCCUCCAACCUUUCAGGCUUCACCGUUAACGUCUGUGCGAGUCUGCUUGGUCUGCUGAUCUUCAGCUUCAGUCUGAUGGCUGUCCUGGGUGGAACUGCAAUGUGGAAUAUUAUCGCUCUCAGCUUCCUGUUCAGCAUGUGUGUCAUUGUCACAUUCAUCGUCUGGAGACAACCUGAGAGUAAAACCAAGCUCUCUUUUAAGGUUCCUUUACUUCCAUUCAUCCCCGUGGUCAGCAUGUUUGUCAACGUGUACCUGAUGAUGCAGCUGGACAGGGGUACCUGGAUCCGAUUCGCCAUCUGGAUGUCUAUAGGACUCAUAAUCUACUUUGGCUAUGGAAUCUGGCACAGUACUGAAGCCGCACUGGCCCAUUCCAGUAUGGACGAGGAACUGAGUGUGUACAAACCCGCCUGCAGCCUAAACAGGGACAGUGUGACCCCGGAAAAGGAGGCUUUCCUCUGUAACGGAUCACGGGUUGAUGAGGAUGGAGAUCUCUAAUAUUGAACAGUGUUACAUUAUUUACUCAAACUUUACAUGAAAGCACACCGCCGGGAGGUUGUGAGGAGCACAGGCCGUUGCAAUCGAAUCAGAUGGAGCUCUUUGACCCAUUUAACAAUGUCACUUCCUUGUCAAGACGUCUAAGAGCUUUAAUUGCACACUACAUGGGUGGAAGUAUUUGAGUAUUCUCACAACUCGAGGGUUUCGUUUCCUACUUCAGAAAUCUUGAAGAAACCAAAACAGGCACAGGACCUUUUUUUGAGUGGUUGUAGAAUAAAAACAAAACAAAAACAAUGUAGGUAUCUGUGAGCUGCAGUAUUUCAUGUUGACGGCUGCUUUUGUUGAAUGAUCUAAUUGAACUUGUGCCUUUUGUCUUACUAUUGCAAUUGAAACUAAAUCAUAGUUGCUUGAUCUAAAUCUUGGAUGUCAGUGUUUAGGGUUUUACGGAUCUGAACAUGCCUUUACAAAGGAGGAAAUCAAAUCAUGCUUGGCUUUUCUGCUGAAUUUGUAGUACUCUCGUGUCUGAGGUCCCAUUUAGAAACAUUUUCUGGCUGGUUUGAACUGCCCGGAUCCAGAAUUUGUAGGUUUUUGCUAGUCCACCUAGUUUAGACCUUCAGAUAGUACUGCCACCUGGUGGUGUGGUAGGGCAGUCACCAGGGUUAGUUGCUUUUACCUGUCACAGUGCUGGCUACUGUGUCCUCUAUGCAGAUGGAGUCUGCCUCUUCGCUCGCGGCUUAAUGUUGCAUAAGCAGGCAUUUUUUUUAGGAUAUUUUGAGAGAAGUUGAUAAAUAGGGGUAUGUUUAGGUCAUUUAAGGUGUUUGGAUAUAAAUCAUUGUGAUACACCAUUGUUGUAUCAUUCUCAAUGAUUAAUGGUUAUUAUUAUUACCAGUGUAGAAAACAGCUGCUUAACAUUUUUGUGGAAACCAUAAUAAUUUUUUUUCAGGAUGAUUUGAUGAACAGAAAGUUAAAUAGAAUAGCAUUUAUUUGAAAUAUAAUUCUUAUUGUAACAUUAUAAACACUUUUGAUCAAAUGAAUGCAUUCAUAUAAUAAUAAUCAUUUUUAAAUCUUUUUUUAAAACACCCAAACUUUUAAGUAGUAGUGUAUCACGAUUUCUACAAAAAUCUGAAGCAACACAACUGUUUUCAACACUGAUGAUGGUUUCUGAAGGAUCAUGUGACGCUGUAGACUGGCAUAAUGAUGCUGAAAAUGCAUUACAUUUUAAAAUACCACGAACAGUACAAUUUUAAAUUGUAAUAAUAUUUUACAAUAUUACUGUUUUUACUGUAUUUUAGUCAAAUAAAUACAUCCUUGGUUAAUGUAAAGACUUCUUUAAUUUUAAAAAAAAUUUUAUUCCAAACUUCUCCAGUAGUGUAAAUUUAUUUACGCUAGUAUUACCAAAAGCAAUCGCCAAUGUUAGUUUUUAUUAGUCAGAUUUUUUUUCUUUUUUUAUUCUUUUGACAAUGGCCUUUGAGUUACCGCCGUCAUAACUUGAUGAUAGUAGAAUAGAGGUAAGAAAGCUGGUGAGUAUAAUCUUGGCAAUGUUAAAUGUUAAAAACUUUGCAUUAUUGCACAAUGGCAUCACAAAUGUUUAGAAUUAAAUAUAGAUGUUUUUUCAUGUAUCCCAGAUGAAAUACAUUUCAUGUAUUUUCUCAGUAGCAUGAUUGCCAUCUCUGAUAACCAAUCAGAUGUUUUAAACUUUGUUUUAACGCUCCAUCAUCCAAUCUGACCUCGGGAGUAUUUAGUCCAUUAUGAAUUUAUAUUAAGAAUAUAUAUUUAUAUGUUCUAGUUAAACUUCUUCAUAUAUUCUAACCUGCUGAAGUAGUAAAUUGAUGUAUCAUUCAGACUAUGCUUCUCAAUCAAUCAAUCUAUCAAUCAAUAUUCUAUCUUUCUUUGUUGAUAUUCCAUGAAUUAAGUGAUUUGUAAAUGACUGAAAACAGUAAUGUGCAGAGGCCUUGUUCACAUUUUUGGUUACAAAGGUUUUAGUAGAUUAAAAUGUUUAUUAUUUGUGAUUGUGGCGGAGUUGGUGUUUGAACGUGAAUUUCACAUGGUUGUUUUAAACUCUUGAAACUUGGCAGUUACAAUUUAGAAUGAAAUUACAUACAUACAUAAUGUAUAUUUAUAAAUGUUCAGCUGCUUAAAUAGUUGCAUAACACAUUAAUAAAUAAUAUGAAUAAUAUUUUUGUAAUGAGGCAAGUAGUAAAAAUAACAAAGAGCCAGAUGAUCUAAGAUUUACCUAAUAUUGCAUAGGGUGUACUAUUACAAAAAAAAAAAAUAAUAAUAAUAAUGCAAUUAAAAGGUGUUGAAGUAUUUUGUUUUUGUCAUUUUGUGUGUUCAUUUUUGGACCAGAAUGCAUAACAUAGUAAAUGACUGUCUACCUACUGUUUCAACUUGAUGCUGUAAAUAAAAUACAUUUUAUUGUUA